UGACGGCUCUAUGUGGCUGGACUGGGGGUGGGCCGGCUUUGGUGGGGUAUUUCCAACUAUUGAUAUUUUGUAGCUUUCACUUCCUAGUUUUUGUGCUUCAAGAAAGUUCAAAGGAACAGGAUCUAGUUUCCUUUUCAGCAGCAACUUAGAGACGGUGCUAGGUGCAAGCAGAGCCCAGAACAUCGCCAGCUGCGGAGCAGAAGUCAGCUAGAGGGAAAGAGGCACCAUGGAAGACGAAGACAGACGGGACUUGAUCUCCACCCAGGAGCGACCUGCUGAUGGCAUCAUGGCCCCAGACUCUGGAGCACAGAGGAAUUACUGCAGCCGCGGAGCCGUUUACUCUGCUGUCUCCAUCUUGGUGGCCCUGCUGAUUGCCGGCCAGGCCGUCACCGUCUACUUCGUGUAUCAGCAGAGUGGCCAGAUCAGCAAACUGACCAAGACCUCCCAGAAUCUGCAGCUGGAGGCCCUGACCAGGAAACUCCCCCAAAGUGCCAAGCCAACUUCCAAGCUGAGGAUGGCAAAGUUCAGCAUGCCCAUGGUCAUGAGGGAGCUGCCACUCGCCCCGAAGGUGGACAUGACGCCCCUGGAGAACACGGCCAAGCUUAGCAACAGCACCCCGGAUCAAGUCAAACAUCUGCUGCUGCGGGCAGACCCCAGCAAGAUGUUCCCUGAGUUAAAGAAUAACCUGAUGGAGAAUCUGAACCACCUGAAGAACACCAUGACAGACCGAGACUGGCAGUCCUUUGAAUCCUGGAUGCACAAGUGGCUACUCUUUGAAAUGGCCAAAACCCCACAAACUGUGCAGCCUACUGAGAUCCCAGCAGAUGAAGUGCAAUCUAAGUGCCAGGCGGAAUCAAGUUUUAGUGGUGUCUACCCGGGUCGGUUCCGCCCCCAGUGUGACGAACAUGGUGACUAUCUUCCCAAGCAGUGCCAUUCCAGCACGGGGUACUGUUGGUGCGUCUACAAAAAUGGCACCAAGAUCGAAGGCACUGAGACCCGUGGAAAGCUGGACUGCCCUGUUACUCCGAGUGGUUUGGAAACCGAAGAACUGAUGUAUUCGGGUGUGGAUCUGCUGAAGCUGGAUUCUGGGAAAGAACCUGCCAAGUAGAAGAGGACGCAGAGGCCUGGCACCUUCUGUCUCUGCCUCCAGUUUGCAGAGUUACCGCUCACAUUCUUGCUCUAUUUCACUCACGCUUUUAAAUUGCUUUCCUGAAUUACAGCAGCAGCCGCUGAGUGCCUCUGUUCAGGCAUUGAGUAAUAUUGAUCGUCUUAGCAGGCGAUCCAAAUGGGUAGAUUAUAGAUCCUUGUCCGCCAAACCCAGUGCCUCUCCCUGUACCAAGAUGUGCUGUAGCAAGCCAGCAAAAUAUUAGGACUUUUAGUGGAGAAAGGAUGCAGUGCCCCCCUGAACUGCAAUCAAAGGCAGGCGAAGGAUAAAGCUCUUAGUGCUUUCUUGGCUAAUCAGAGCACAUUAGCAGCUGCAUGUAUAACCACAGGUGUCUGAAUAGCGAUGGGGCGUGUGCAGUACCACUGCUCCUGUAACAUCAGCACUGUCCAAGGGGAAGAGGGGAUCCAGGUCCAAAACAUGGUCUAUUUCAAUUGAAUUAUCUCAGUGUAUUGUUAAUUAGAUACUCUGGACAUGAUCCUUCCCUCCCUUACAGCGGUGGAGUUAUUUCCGGUUUACAACAGUGUAUGUGAGGAGAAUCAGGCCCUAUGUUCGCUUAUAUAUGGCUCUGAGGGUCUGGAUGAGUUCUCAAACCAUGGUCUUGGGAUGGUCAGCCACCGGUGCAGACUUGCCUGGUUGUUCCAAGAAAAAGAACCAAGUGUUUGUGUGUGCAGGGGGAUGUCCAUAAGGUUCUGCCUGCCACAGCAUUGAAUGAUAAUGCUAGGGUAUGUCUGGAUCUCUCUUCAGUGCAACCUCCAAAUUCACUGAACCUGCCAGCCGCUCUUAAACAUGUAUUCAAUGCUGAUAAGUAGCAUAGGUCUUCUCUCCCCGUUCCUAAAGGACCAAGCUGGGGUAGGCAGUAUCCCACCCUCUGAAGCACAUGCUAUUCCAGAUUACAUGGGCAGGAGCAUUCAGCCACUGAAAUCCCCUGAUCGCUUGAGCAAUGCUUUGCGCUUCAUCACAGUGUUAGAGAGCUUAGUUUGAGAACCUGGCUAGCAGUGGGUUCGAAGCGCCUCCGGGUCCAUGGGUCACCUCGGAGUGGUGGGGAAAAUCUAAUCAAGAAGGCGGUAGGCAAGGUUUGGGAAUGCUCAAGCUAAAGAAUGGGCCAGUGGCUUUUCCUCACACUGAACAGACAUUAAAUGCAGCAGCAGCAAUGAACUCUGAUCUUAACCAAAUUAAGUGGGCUGCAGAGGGACAUUAGCAUACUAGAGGAAUGCAGGCUUCCUUUAUUUUUUAAACAGGCAAAUGAGUUUAUAUGGCUGUAUUUCCCCAUCCCCCGCUUAACCCUGGUAUUUGGUAGGAUCUUUGUUGAACAGGUAAUGUAAUAGCUAAUCUUGGAACUAGAACUGUGUGUUUUGAAUGUAUUUGACCGUCACAGCAUAACCAAACUCACAAGGCUGAUGAUUUCAAAUAAACUUUUAAUAAUGACCGCCACUAAAAAA
Molecule: messenger RNA, 2604 nt
Organism: Emys orbicularis (European pond turtle)
Lineage: Eukaryota; Metazoa; Chordata; Testudines; Emydidae
Gene: CD74
Product: CD74 molecule
Exons: 9
Coding region: 227-1108 (293 amino acids)
Biological process (GO): positive regulation of macrophage cytokine production; negative regulation of DNA damage response, signal transduction by p53 class mediator; positive regulation of peptidyl-tyrosine phosphorylation
Cellular component (GO): cell surface; cytoplasm; membrane
Molecular function (GO): MHC class II protein binding; cytokine receptor activity; macrophage migration inhibitory factor binding
Source: RefSeq, a predicted model, not a curated record